Molecule: messenger RNA, 5469 nt
Organism: Bursaphelenchus xylophilus (pine wood nematode)
Lineage: Eukaryota; Metazoa; Nematoda; Chromadorea; Rhabditida; Aphelenchoididae
Source: the annotation of a GenBank genome assembly
AUGUUCAAGAGAACACCAGCUCACGAAGACUAUCCUACAACCGAGGUCUACAGCGGACCUGUUGAUGAAACCAGGCGCCAGGACGAAGUUGAUGGCCUACCUCUCGAACACCACGUUUCUGUGUACCAUUCUGGUCGCAGUGACAUUGAGGAGCUCAAGCAUGCCGAACCAGUGCCAGAGCCAGCCAAAGAAAAGACCGACAAGAUCGGCAAGAUCGUUGGCAUGUUCAAGAGAACACCAGCUCACGAAGACUAUCCUACAACCGAGGUCUACAGCGGACCUGUUGAUGAAACCAGGCGUCAAGGUGAAGUCGAUGGCCUACCUCUCGAACACCACGUUUCUGUGUACCAUUCUGGUCGCAGUGACAUUGAGGAGCCCAAGCAUGCCGAGCCAGUGCCAGAACCAGCCAAAGAAAAGACCGAUACCAUUGGAAAAAUCGUUGGCAUGUUCAAGAGAACACCAGCUCACGAAGACUAUCCUACAACCGAGGUCUACAGCGGACCUGUUGAUGAAACCAGGCGUCAAGGUGAAGUCGAUGGCCUACCUCUCGAACACCACGUUUCUGUGUACCAUUCUGGUCGCAGUGACAUUGAGGAGCCCAAGCAUGCCGAACCAGUGCCAGAACCAGCCAAAGAAAAGACCAAUACCAUUGGAAAAAUCGUUGGCAUGUUCAAGAGAACACCAGCUCACGAAGACUAUCCUGCAACCGAGGUCUACAGCGGACCAGUUGAUGAAACCAGGCGUCAAGGUGAAGUCGAUGGCCUACCUCUCGAACACCACGUUUCUGUGUACCAUUCUGGUCGCAGUGACAUUGAGGAGCUCAAGCAUGCCGAACCAGUGCCAGAGCCAGCCAAAGAAAAGACCGACAAGAUCGGCAAGAUCGUUGGCAUGUUCAAGAGAACACCAGCUCACGAAGACUAUCCUACAACCGAGGUCUACAGCGGACCUGUUGAUGAAGCCAGGCGCCAGGACGAAGUUGAUGGCCUACCUCUCGAACACCACGUUUCUGUGUACCAUUCUGGUCGCAGUGACAUUGAGGAGCCCAAGCAUGCCGAGCCAGUGCCAGAACCAGCCAAAGAAAAGACCGAUACCAUUGGAAAAAUCGUUGGCAUGUUCAAGAGAACACCAGCUCACGAAGACUAUCCUACAACCGAGGUCUACAGCGGACCUGUUGAUGAAACCAGGCGUCAAGGUGAAGUCGAUGGCCUACCUCUCAAACACCACGUUUCUGUGUACCAUUCUGGUCGCAGUGACAUUGAGGAGCCCAAGCAUGCCGAGCCAGUGCCAGAACCAGCCAAAGAAAAGACCGAUACCAUUGGAAAAAUCGUUGGCAUGUUCAAGAGAACACCAGCUCACGAAGACUAUCCUACAACCGAGGUCUACAGCGGACCUGUUGAUGAAACCAGGCGUCAAGGUGAAGUCGAUGGCCUACCUCUCGAACACCACGUUUCUGUGUACCAUUCUGGUCGCAGUGACAUUGAGGAGCCCAACCAUGCCGAGCCUGUGCCAGAACCAGCCAAAGAAAAGACCGACAAGAUCGGCAAGAUCGUUGGCAUGUUCAAGAGAACACCAGCUCACGAAGACUAUCCUACAACCGAGGUCUACAGCGGACCAGUUGAUGAAACCAGGCGUCAAGGUGAAGUCGAUGGCCUACCUCUCGAACACCACGUUUCUGUGUACCAUUCUGGUCGCAGUGACAUUGAGGAGCUCAAGCAUGCCGAACCAGUGCCAGAGCCAGCCAAAGAAAAGACCGAUACCAUUGGAAAAAUCGUUGGCAUGUUCAAGAGAACACCAGCUCACGAAGACUAUCCUACAACCGAGGUCUACAGCGGACCUGUUGAUGAAACCAGGCGUCAAGGUGAAGUCGAUGGCCUACCUCUCGAACACCACGUUUCUGUGUACCAUUCUGGUCGCAGUGACAUUGAGGAGCUCAAGCAUGCCGAACCAGUGCCAGAGCCAGCCAAAGAAAAGACCGACAAGAUCGGCAAGAUCGUUGGCAUGUUCAAGAGAACACCAGCUCACGAAGACUAUCCUACAACCGAGGUCUACAGCGGACCUGUUGAUGAAACCAGGCGCCAGGACGAAGUUGAUGGCCUACCUCUCGAACACCACGUUUCUGUGUACCAUUCUGGUCGCAGUGACAUUGAGGAGCUCAAGCAUGCCGAACCAGUGCCAGAGCCAGCCAAAGAAAAGACCGACAAGAUCGGCAAGAUCGUUGGCAUGUUCAAGAGAACACCAGCUCACGAAGACUAUCCUACAACCGAGGUCUACAGCGGACCUGUUGAUGAAACCAGGCGUCAAGGUGAAGUCGAUGGCCUACCUCUCGAACACCACAUUUCUGUGUACCAUUCUGGUCGCAGUGACAUUGAGGAGCCCAAGCAUGCCGAGCCAGUGCCAGAACCAGCCAAAGAAAAGACCGAUACCAUUGGAAAAAUCGUUGGCAUGUUCAAGAGAACACCAGCUCACGAAGACUAUCCUACAACCGAGGUCUACAGCGGACCUGUUGAUGAAACCAGGCGUCAAGGUGAAGUCGAUGGCCUACCUCUCGAACACCACGUUUCUGUGUACCAUUCUGGUCGCAGUGACAUUGAGGAGCCCAAGCAUGCCGAACCAGUGCCAGAACCAGCCAAAGAAAAGACCAAUACCAUUGGAAAAAUCGUUGGCAUGUUCAAGAGAACACCAGCUCACGAAGACUAUCCUGCAACCGAGGUCUACAGCGGACCAGUUGAUGAAACCAGGCGUCAAGGUGAAGUCGAUGGCCUACCUCUCGAACACCACGUUUCUGUGUACCAUUCUGGUCGCAGUGACAUUGAGGAGCUCAAGCAUGCCGAACCAGUGCCAGAGCCAGCCAAAGAAAAGACCGACAAGAUCGGCAAGAUCGUUGGCAUGUUCAAGAGAACACCAGCUCACGAAGACUAUCCUACAACCGAGGUCUACAGCGGACCUGUUGAUGAAGCCAGGCGCCAGGACGAAGUUGAUGGCCUACCUCUCGAACACCACGUUUCUGUGUACCAUUCUGGUCGCAGUGACAUUGAGGAGCCCAAGCAUGCCGAGCCAGUGCCAGAACCAGCCAAAGAAAAGACCGAUACCAUUGGAAAAAUCGUUGGCAUGUUCAAGAGAACACCAGCUCACGAAGACUAUCCUACAACCGAGGUCUACAGCGGACCUGUUGAUGAAACCAGGCGUCAAGGUGAAGUCGAUGGCCUACCUCUCAAACACCACGUUUCUGUGUACCAUUCUGGUCGCAGUGACAUUGAGGAGCCCAAGCAUGCCGAGCCAGUGCCAGAACCAGCCAAAGAAAAGACCGAUACCAUUGGAAAAAUCGUUGGCAUGUUCAAGAGAACACCAGCUCACGAAGACUAUCCUACAACCGAGGUCUACAGCGGACCUGUUGAUGAAACCAGGCGUCAAGGUGAAGUCGAUGGCCUACCUCUCGAACACCACGUUUCUGUGUACCAUUCUGGUCGCAGUGACAUUGAGGAGCCCAAGCAUGCCGAGCCAGUGCCAGAACCAGCCAAAGAAAAGACCGAUACCAUUGGAAAAAUCGUUGGCAUGUUCAAGAGAACACCAGCUCACGAAGACUAUCCUACAACCGAGGUCUACAGCGGACCUGUUGAUGAAACCAGGCGUCAAGGUGAAGUCGAUGGCCUACCUCUCGAACACCACGUCUCUGUGUACCAUUCUGGUCGCAGUGACAUUGAGGAGCUCAAGCAUGCCGAACCAGUGCCAGAGCCAGCCAAAGAAAAGACCGACAAGAUCGGCAAGAUCGUUGGCAUGUUCAAGAGAACACCAGCUCACGAAGACUAUCCUACAACCGAGGUCUACAGCGGACCUGUUGAUGAAACCAGGCGCCAGGACGAACUUGAUGGCCUACCUCUCGAACACCACGUUUCUGUGUACCAUUCUGGUCGCAGUGACAUUGAGGAGCCCAAGCAUGCCGAGCCAGUGCCAGAACCAGCCAAAGAAAAGACCGAUACCAUUGGAAAAAUCGUUGGCAUGUUCAAGAGAACACCAGCUCACGAAGACUAUCCUACAACCGAGGUCUACAGCGGACCUGUUGAUGAAACCAGGCGUCAAGGUGAAGUCGAUGGCCUACCUCUCGAACACCACGUUUCUGUGUUCCAUUCUGGUCGCAGUGACAUUGAGGAGCCCAAACAUCUCUCUGUAAGAAACGAGUUUCCAAAACCGACACCAAGGUUGGUUUUCCAUACAGAUGAAUUAGUCGGGGGCGAAUACAGUGUUUCCACUGAAAAGGAAUAUGUAUCUGAGAAGGUAUGGAAAUCAAAAAUCACAGGAUGGGAACGCGAUGAGCUGAAUUUACGGUAUCAUGAGGCCCCUCUAAAAUCCUUACGAAAAGAAAAGGAAAUGCGGCAAUAUCCAGUAGAUGUCUUUGUCGCUACCGGAGCAAAGAGGGAAUUCAUAACCGACGGAAAUACAGUAAGGCUAGUCCUGGACGAAAAGAAUGGUACCAAAGACAAAACGCAUACAGUUGUUCUCGGCCCACAGUCAUCAACGCGAACAGAGUGGAGGGAAGAUGGUCGCGUUAUCAUUGACCAUACGACCGCUGUCAGUCCAAUCAGGAAAUCGCGGUACAGAGUUGACUCGAACUUAGAAUCACUACCCCCAAGGAGAGAACUCUCGAUGCCAUCUUAUCUGGAGGUAAACGAAGCGAAGUACAAGCAUGGAGGCGACAGUUUCUACAGGACCUCCUAUGGUAGUAAAUACUUGUCAACCGGACGUUCACUGUCGGAAUCGAGACGGGUAACUGGAUGGACUACAAUUACUGAAAAAACAACGAUCUCGUAUACGAGAAAAGUAGUUAUGGAAAGGGAGUACAGGAAUAAACACCAAAAGUAUACAGAGGAUGUUAUUGUUUACAAUUAUGGUUCGCCGGUAGGUGACUGCACUACCUUCUCGCCGAGGGCUAAUUCUCCAAUACGACAAUCUACUCCAAAUAGCAGAAGGUACAUGCCGAGACAUGCCGAUGUGGAACGCCGUUAUAAAACAUACCGAAGUCGGUCCCAAGGUCCACUUCAGUCUGACAGAUGGAUUCAAACAGAUCCCUCCGGGUACUCAAACUGUAAUUUAAGAUCGUCAAGAAGUGCGUCAAAACACACUUACAAGUCAUACAGAUCUAAUCUAUACGACCGCGAAUCGAUUUUACGCGGUUAUUAUCCCGAAAGAAGUUGGACUGAUUACAUCGAAUUUCACGACGUUCAUCGUGAUGGAAACCCCGGACCUAGCAUAAGAUACACCCAAUUCGACGAAGUCCCAAUCGUCCGACUCCUGGACGAACUGUCCUACAUUGGCGACGAAAAGCAUGAUUUGGAAGUGUUCCCCGCGACCACUCCACGUGUUGUCCCAUUGGAAACCCGACUUCUUGAACCUGGCCAUCACCGCCGGUCGCGCGCCGAUGCGCCUUUAAGACGAACCCGACAUCGAAUCAGAAAUUAUUGUGCCAUGUUGUAA